GCGAGAUCCAACCUGACAUGUUUGGGACGGUGCUGACGCACGAAGUGAAGCGCAUUGCGCGCAGUGUGGAUGCCGUGUACGGAGAUAGCGACCAGCAGCGCUACGUCCUUGGCAGCUGCACGCCAAGCUCGAAGAAGCUCAACCAGCUGCAACUGCUGGACGCGAACUUGUCUGUCCUGCAAACGUAUGCGCACGCCAACCCAGUGCAACACCUUGCCAUGUGCCCACUGCCCAAGAUGGCCCACCACGUGCUCACCACGUUCGUAUCAGAGCGCAACGAACCGUCCUUCGCCGUGUGGGACAUGGACAACGUCGAGUCCCCUCCAUCCACCUCCCCAGGCGCUGUGUCGCAAUUGGGUUUGCUCGCACACGUGACGACCGAAUCGGCCAUCGUUCGCGCAAUUUGGAACCCCACCGAGGACGGCAAUAGCGCGACCAUAGCGUCGCUGAAUGCGACGUCCAUCUCCACGUGGACAUUGGCAGACGGCGGCAGCGGCAAGGAAGUGGCCAAACUCGGACUCGGCGAAGGCCACAACCAACUGAACGCCAUUGCGUGGGACCCGCAUCACCGGCAACAAGUAUCGGCGACCGUCGACGAGUCCAUCGUCACGUGGGACGUUCGCUCCGGCAAGUACGUCGCCUUCCAUAGGUCCGUGCAUGUAAUCCUCGGUAGGAUUGCGCACAAAGUCCAUCAAGCGCACUUCCAAUGCACAAGGGACAUCGACUACAACCCGAACAAGCCAUAUUACAUGGCCAGUGGCGGCGACGACGGCCUCGUCAAGUUCUGGGAUAUUCGCAAACCCAAGGCGGCGCUGCUCACGUUGCCGAGUCAUAGCCACUGGUAUAUUUCUAUCUAUAUAUAUAUAUAUACAUGCCCUGAUAUUUUAGAUGAUAUAAAUGUAUAUAUAUAUAUAUAUAUAUAUGAUGUGAUACGCCUUGUACUUGCUACAUAUGUGUCCCCUUUGUGUAUGUAUUUGCAUUCAGCAGGAUCUAUUCCGUCAAUUCGUAGUUUUUACAUUACUGGUCGAGGUAUUCCCAUUUACAUACGUCGUAUAUAUUGUAUAUAUGUCUGUGAGUGAGUGAUAUUUUAGCGUUGUAUUUGUAUAUUUACAUAGUUACUGUUGAUAUUCAAUAUAUGUAUAUAUGUAAUGGAGUAUUAUUCAGAGUAUGCAAGCCCAAAGGUUGGAUAUAUAUAUAUAUAUAUAUAUAUAUAUAUAUAUCCAUUGGGCUUGGAUAUAGAUAUAUGAUAUACGUUUAUGUUGUUGGCAUACAUCAAUGUGUAUGAUAUCACCAAAUACUAUUUGAUAUUGAACAGGGUUUGGUGUGUCAAGUACAAUCGGUUCCACGACCAGCUGGUGCUAUCAUCGAGCUCGGACAGCUCGGUCAACCUGUGGCGGGUCUCGAGCAUCUCAUCGGCGCCGCUUCUGGACGAGUCCACGGACGCCGGCGGCAUCGACAUCGGCGACGCCAAGAUCAGCACCCACGACGGAGACCAUGAGGACAGUGUGUACGCUGUCGCAUGGGGAUCCCAGGACUCAUGGGUAUAUGUCUCGCUUUCGUACGACGGACGGGUCGUCCUCAACACGGUGCCGUCCACGGAGAAAUACCGCAUUUUGCUAUAAUAUAUAAUAUAUAUAUAUA
Aphanomyces astaci is the source of this 1641-nucleotide messenger RNA. RefSeq lists its product as hypothetical. Gene Ontology annotation, biological process: protein ubiquitination. The transcript is spliced from 4 exons. The record is from RefSeq and is a predicted model, not a curated record. Gene Ontology annotation, molecular function: protein binding. Bases 18 to 1079 code for a protein of 353 amino acids. Lineage: Eukaryota; Oomycota; Saprolegniomycetes; Saprolegniales; Verrucalvaceae.